AUUUUAACCGCGUUAAUGUUUAGAGUUUUGAUUUAGUUAUUCAUAACCGUUGUUCUAAUAUUGAACAAAAAUAUUUUUGAAAAAGUAAAAUUCGCCAAAAUGUGUGGAAUUCAUUUCAGAUAAAAUGGUUAUGCAGCGCGGAGGUAUUGGUCGAGGGCGGGGAAUGGGACGUGGUCGGGGUGCACCGGGUAGAAACCUGCCGUUUAUCCCCCAUGUUCCGUUCGAUAUCGUUUUGGCGGAACCCGCCUUUCCGCCGGUUCGUUCCAUCCCAGCUCCGGUGGAGGAGGCGUUUAUGGCGGCGCUGGUGAAACGUAACCAGGACUUGACUCCGAGUGAGAAGGAGAGUUCUGCUAUCAUAAACCUGGUUUACAAGGUCCAGGGGGUCCUUGACACCCUCAUCAUUACACCAGGGGCAUUCGACUCAUGCCAAAUUGAGGAAGUGAGACAGGUUGGUUCCUUUAAGAAGGGAACAAUGACGACUGGGAACAACGUGGCCGACCUCGUAGUUGUCCUCAAGACUCUUCCAACCAAGGAGGCUGUAGAGGCUCUAGGGAACAAGAUUUGGGAGUCAUUGAAAGUUAAGGAGCCUAAAGAGGUUUUAACGAUGCUCCCAAAUGAGCGUGGGUUCGAUCUUUCCAAUACUGAGGCUACAGCUCGUAUCCUGGUAACUACUAUCCCUCCUAACCUAAAGAAGAUUGAACCAACCCUACAUAUUGACGCUAAGCUAUUGCAGUCAGCUCAUGCUGCAGUCAGACAUUCAAGAUGGUUUGAAGAAAGCGCCCAGCAGCCGACUAUAAAGAACCUGGUUAGACUACUGCAUGAUCUCAGGAAACGGUUUGCAGGAUUUGCUCCUUUAACCCCUUGGAUGCUGGAUCUGAUUGCUCAUUAUGCAAUUCUUAAUAAUCCAGGCAGACAAGCUCUUCCUCUUACACAGUCGUACCGGCGGGUCCUGCAGCUGCUGUCAGCUGGUUUCUUCCUGCCCGGUAGUGCUGGUAUUUCAGAUCCAUGCGAAGGAGGCCAGGUUCGAAUUCAUACCGUUAUGACGCUAGAAGAACAGGACUUGGUUUGUCUGACAGCACAAACCUUACUGCGUGUUCUCAGCCAUGGAGGGUAUAAGCAGAUACUAGGGAUUGAGGGUAACAGUAGUAUUGCAAGUGAGAUGAGUGUAUGGGACGGAGUGGUCGUGAACCCCCUGGAGAGGGCAUACGAGAAGCCGGCGGACUCGCAGGUCGAGGAGGACAUGGAGGCUGAGGAGGGGGAUAUGGAAACAGAAUAGGACACGGACACAAAGACAGAAUAAGACAAAGACAUGGUGGAAGAGGAGGGAGAUAUGCAGACAGAAAAGGACAUGGACAUGAAGAUAGAAUAGGACAAGGACUUAGGGGACAGAUUAGGACGAGGACAUGGAGACAGAAUAGGACAAUGACCUGGGGACAGAUUAGGAGAAAAAAGAAUUAAGCAAGACAUAUUAGGACAUCAGUAUUCUAUGAGAUUAGGACAGAAAGAAAGAGCAGUGUAGAGGACAGAAAUAUAAGUACGGAUAUAAGAGAAAGUAGAAUAGAAGACGCAAUUAAGGACAGGUAAAGAAUGUACUGAAAGGUAGAUCAUAGAAGAGGACUGAACUAUCAGAAAGGACUUGAGAGAAGAGGCAGGACAGGAUGAGUUAAAAGUAGAUGACGGUAAAGAUAAUGAAUUUGACACAAUCGACAAUUUUCUAACGAUUUUUUUUAAUGCAACUUUUAGCAUUUAACUUCUUUUGCUAACCCUACCAUUACACUUUGUACGUUAAAAUAAUUUUUUUCAUAAUUAUGUACCUGUAUUUUUUUGUAUUGUUAAUAAAUGUUUGGUUAGAUGGA
Messenger RNA from Eurytemora carolleeae, 1856 nucleotides. Its product is annotated as interleukin enhancer-binding factor 2. The coding region runs from base 125 to 1276 and encodes 383 amino acids. The record is from RefSeq and is a predicted model, not a curated record. The transcript has 11 exons. NCBI's taxonomy places the organism in Eukaryota, Metazoa, Arthropoda, Copepoda, Calanoida, Temoridae.